Messenger RNA from Rhododendron vialii, 1432 nucleotides. RefSeq lists its product as uncharacterized. Bases 30 to 1013 code for a protein of 327 amino acids. NCBI's taxonomy places the organism in Eukaryota, Viridiplantae, Streptophyta, Magnoliopsida, Ericales, Ericaceae. The transcript has 2 exons. The record is from RefSeq and is a predicted model, not a curated record.
AAUGGUCAAAUUGCCAAAUAUAGCAAUGUAUGAAAUUUGUGGCUACUUUUUUCUCGUAUAAAUUGUGGCAACAAGAACAAGAAUUUACAGAAAUGUCGGUUGACCAAUCUGUCAGUUAUUUCAACACAACCAAAACCAUCAAAACGACGACGGAACCAUCGUUCACGUCCGGUGAAGAUGUAGCAAUUUGCGAAGCUUUCUUGUCCGCUCUUGAAGAUUUACGGGAUGGAAACUUGCAAUCGCAAUCUAAUCUCUGCAAUGCCAUCUUCGAAAAGUUUGUCCAAAGCACGAAGAAUAAAUCGCGAUCACAAGACUCUGUUCAGACUCGGUGGGAGAAAAUCAUGACGCGUUGUUUCAAAUUUCAUGCGUAUUUCACGCGAAUCAAACAUGAGUGUCAGAAGGGACUAACGGAGUCUCAAAUGGCUCAUCAAGCAAAAUUUUUGUAUGUGGAGUAUGAAAGACAUCCGUUCGACAUGGAUCAUUGCUGGGAAAUCUUGCAGCAUAGAAUAAGGUGGGAAGAUAUGGCUGACACCAAAAGGCCAAACACGCCUACAAAGGCGACCGAUUCCGGCUCCCAAUUCUCGGGAGACUCUCAACUUGUCGAUGCCCCCUCCCCUUCGCAAGAAUCCGAGCAAAAAACUUGUCGAGGAUGCAGUCACCCUCCAGACGACGAAAGGUCGGGUGGAAGGGAAGCCGAAAAGGAACGGCCACGAGGAAAAGCCAAGGCGGUAGACGUUGAGACCUCCCAUAUCGACGAUUUCAUCGAUCAACUUAACAAGCAAGCAAGGAAGGCUGAAGCGAGGAAGGAUCAACUAGAGGAAAAAAGACUACGGCUGGCGAAGAAGAUGCAGGAAAUCGAGGACAAACAGGUAGCCGCUAAGCAACAAGAGAGGGACGACGCAAUUAUGUUCAUGGACACGUCUAAAAUGGACCCUCAAGCACAGCUUUACUGGGCGAUGCGCAAGGAUGAGAUCAUCUCGAAAGCGUUUAACCGUUUGAACAUCUCGGGUUGAUUAUCUGACCUCAAUCGCUGCGAUUUCGCUAUUGGGGAGUGAACGUCUCAGUUGGAUAGGUUCCUUUGGCCUCAAUUUUAUGCGACUGUUAUUGCAAACUAUUUCAUUUAAUUGUAACUACGAUUUACGAUAUAUUUUACGAAUUUCCGGCUUAAUGAUGUUCAUGGCGGCCGAUAUAAUGUUGGUUGUUUAACUAGUAGUAAUUAAAAUUUGGUUGGUGGUUGGAACAUGGAAGGAUGGUAGAGGGAUAUGUUUUGCCAAGCCGAAAGAAGGCUGACCCUUGGGAACACCAUUCCUGAAUUUUGUUAUUCUCUCUUAUGUGUAUUCCUUUCAAUGUUGAUUUCAUCUUUGUUUUUAGGUGUUUCCGGAUGAAUUUAUUGAUUCUGUGUGAAUUUUUACGGAUUUCUGAUGCUUUUGUC